Messenger RNA from Notolabrus celidotus (New Zealand spotty), 734 nucleotides. Its product is annotated as selenoprotein H-like. Gene Ontology annotation, cellular component: Golgi apparatus. NCBI's taxonomy places the organism in Eukaryota, Metazoa, Chordata, Actinopteri, Labriformes, Labridae. The transcript has 5 exons. The record is from RefSeq and is a predicted model, not a curated record.
GGCAGAGAGCAUCACAAUGACGUAUAAGUGGGCGGGACUUGUAAAGUCUUGCAGUCUGCAGCUGGUUAUGUUGGUACAGUCGUCGUGCGCGCGAAACUUUAGCAGCAGCAAUGGCGUCUGCCGCAGGUCGACGGGGGACUAAGCGCAAAGCAGAACCACAGUCAGAGGAGGCGAAACCAGCUGUGGAGGAGAAGACGGUCAGAGGAGAUGAGGAGGAGGAGGAGGAGGAGAAAGGCCAAAGGGUGAUCAUUGAACACUGUAAGAGCUGACGAGUGUAUCGGCGUCAUGCCGAGGAGGUGAAAUCUGCCCUUCUGGCUGCCCACCCUGGACUGACUGUGGUUCUCAACCCAGAGAAACCCAGAAAGCAUAGCUUCGAGAUCUCUCUGCUGGAUGACGGCAAAGCAACAUCACUGUGGACUGGGAUAAAGAGAGGUCCGCCUGCUAGACUGAAGUUUCCUCAACCUGAUGUUGUUGUUGCUGCUCUACAGGAAGCUCUGAAGGCUGAGUAAGCACCUGAUGAAGCCAAGAGUUCAAGGGAUGUAGCCCAUGGAAGCAAAAUGAUGAGGAGGGACCAACGGGGUGCUCUCAGUCCCUUUUCUGAUGAUCGUGGCUCCAUCAGCUCAUGUCCUCUGGCCACACGGCGACAUCUAGUGGAUUGUGUUUCCCUACAUUUCUUAAAAGUUAUAUGUGCCUUUAUAUCUGUUUUUGAUAAAUAAAGAAUUCAGUAUACCAAG